Messenger RNA from Corythoichthys intestinalis (scribbled pipefish), 2230 nucleotides. It is a transcript of the gene chrne, whose product is annotated as cholinergic receptor, nicotinic, epsilon. The record is from RefSeq and is a predicted model, not a curated record. Gene Ontology annotation, cellular component: postsynaptic membrane; synapse; neuron projection. Bases 142 to 1695 code for a protein of 517 amino acids. Gene Ontology annotation, molecular function: transmembrane signaling receptor activity; acetylcholine-gated monoatomic cation-selective channel activity. NCBI's taxonomy places the organism in Eukaryota, Metazoa, Chordata, Actinopteri, Syngnathiformes, Syngnathidae. Gene Ontology annotation, biological process: monoatomic ion transmembrane transport; nervous system process; signal transduction. The transcript is spliced from 13 exons.
AGUUGGGUCCACACCACAUGCCUACCCGCAAACCUGACAAAGACUAAGGUGAACGCACGGAGUUUGGCUUUUUGGCUGGGAUGUUGGGACCUGCCGGCCCGGGCUGGCUAAAAGCUGACUACUGAUCGGAGGUCCUGCAGCAUGAUGGCAGUAUGCAGUUUACAGCUACUUUUUGGAGUUGGGAUUCUUUUCGGGACUGUUUUGCAAGUUCAUUGUAAUGAAGAGACCCAACUGAUCAGAAACCUUUUCGCAAGCUAUAACAAGAAUAUCCGUCCUGUGGUUCACCCUGAGGACAAAGUGGAAGUUCAGAUCAAGUUGACCCUCACCAACCUUAUCUCUCUGAAUGAAAAAGAAGAGACUCUUACAACCAACGUCUGGAUAGAAAUACAAUGGGUUGAUUAUCGUCUAGCAUGGAAUAAAUCCGAUUACCAUGGCAUUGAUAUCAUCCGGGUCCCCUGCAAAACCGUGUGGCUCCCUGAUAUUGUCCUCGAAAACAACAUUGAUGGCAAGUUUGACGUGGCUUACUACGCGAAUGUAUUGAUUUCCGACAAUGGUGGAAUAUAUUGGCUUCCCCCUGCUAUCUAUCGUAGCACGUGUGCCAUAGAGAUCACCUAUUUCCCUUUUGAUUAUCAAAACUGCACACUAGCGUUCAGAUCACAGACAUACAGUGCCAAUGAAGUGGACCUUACUUUAGCUAUUGGAGAUAAAGACAAGAUAAUCGAAUGGGUGGACAUUGACCCUGAGGCUUUCACUGAAAAUGGCGAGUGGGCCAUUGUCCAUCGACCAGCCAGGAAGAUGAUAGACCAGCGAUACACUCCCGAUGAUCUGGAGUAUCAGGAGAUCAGUUUCAACCUGGUCAUUCAGAGAAAGCCCCUUUUCUACGUGAUCAACAUCAUUCUGCCCUGCUCCCUAAUCUCUUCCUUGGUGGUAUUGGCAUACUUCCUACCAGCACAAGCUGGAGGACAAAAGCUCACAGUAUCCAUCUCAGUCUUGCUGGCCCAGACUGUUUUCCUCUUUCUUAUUGCUCAGAAAAUCCCAGAGACUUCACUCUCUGUGCCCCUCAUUGGCAAGUACAUCAUCUUUGUUAUGUGUGUCACCACGCUCAUUGCUACCAAUCAAAUUGUGGUGUUGAACUUCUCCCUGCGCAGCCCCAGCACUCACACCAUGUCCUAUCAGAUCAAACAUCUGUUCCUGGAGACGGUUCCCCGUUUCCUAGGUAUGUCGCCUCUCCUGGACGACACCGAGGUGACCUCAGAGGUGAACGGCGUAAGAGAUCGGAGGAGAGAUUCCUUCGGCCUCAUGCAGCGAGCUGAGGAGUAUGUGCUCAAACAGCCUCGCAGUGAGAUGAUGUUUGACAAGCAAAAAGAGAAACAUGGGCUGAUGCAACCCAAUGUUGAUGGCGUCGAUGCCAAUACUACAGCCAAUCUGUAUAAGAGUUUAGCUCAAGCUGCACCUGAGAUAAAGCAAUGCGUGGAUGCCUGCAAUUUCAUUGCAGAGUCUACAAGACAACAAAAUAACAUUGGAUCGGAAAUUGAAAGCUGGGUGCUGAUUGGGAAGAUGAUUGACAAGGUGUGUUUCUGGGCCGCCAUUCUCCUCUUCAUCAUCGGCACAGUGGGGAUUUUCCUCACAGGACACUUCAACAAGGCGCCCGAAUUUCCAUUUCCUGGAGAAAACAACAAAUACGCCCCAGAAUGAAAAUCAAGAAAAAAGGAGAAAGGUUUGAAUUUACCUCACACUGUGUGUGAGGAUAACUGUAGUGAUGGGUUGAAUUUACUGUGUGCUGCAUCAGAGUUGUAAGUAUCACAUCUCUUCACAGCACAGGUCCUGAUUGUUCAGGCAGAUUUGCAACUUUCAUCUAGGUGUAAAUUACUUAAAGAUACGCAUCAAUUCAUUGGUUCUGUCUUUUUUCUCCCGUAUGAAUUACAUCAAUUCAUACUUAUUAUUGUAUAAGGUGGAGCUUGGUGGAAAGCAAAAGUAUUUAUUUAGACAAAAUGUUUUUUUUUUUGUAGACUGUAUUAUAAAGUUGCCCUGUUUGUGUGGGCCUUUAGCAGAUUUUUAUGUUGGAAAUUUAUUUGGUAAAGUGUAUUUUUUUUUCCCUUUGCAGUACUAUGUCUUAUUUGAAGAAUAUGGGGUGGAAAUUGAGCCAGCCAAUUCAUUAAAGCCUUAUUGUUCUUAUGAUUAAUUAUUUAUCAGUUUGCCUUGUUGGAGGUAGACUCUGGGUGGGCUGAUG